AUGGAAGACUACCAGGAACAUACAGAUGCUAACGGCUCGCCCAUGCUGCUCCCCCUCAACGGGAGGAACGGUAUGGCGCAAUCCAAUAUAGAAGAACCAGCUACCCCCUCGAGAGGCGGAUUCGGAUCGGAUCUGUUCAAGUUGUUUCAAGGCCCCAAGAAGGUUACUCGAGAUGGCGCGGCCCCCAAACGGCGAGGCCCCAAGCCCGACAGCAAGCCCGCCGUGACGCGGCGUCAAGAACUCAACCGUCAGGCACAGAGAUCUGACCGUGGCAGGACCCACCGCGAGCGGAAGGAACAGUACAUGCGUGCAUUGGAGACCGAGGUGUCGCGACUACGAGAAGCCUAUACAAACGAGAUUGCCGAUGUCACCGCCGCACUCCAGCAACACAAGACCUUGGCGCAGACGAUGCGCGAGGAAAAUGAGAUUUUGAAGGAGAUCCUCAGCGCCCACGGAAUCCAAUACGAAGCCGAGUUCGAGCGUCGCCGAGCGGAGCGCCCGCCCAUGGCUGGAUACCAGUCUAGUCCCGUUACUGCGAGCACCACCGGCUCGCAUACUGCCGGUAUCACGCAAAACGGUAGCCAUCAAAAUGCAACUCCGCCCACGACGAUCUCUACUGGUCUGAGCCCUCGUGCCAAUGGCGGCGUCGAGCGUAUUGAUGUUUCGCCGGGCAUGCCAUAUGCGCCGCAGCAGCAGGUGUAUCAGACCAGUCCCGGUGAACAGUCUGUGGGCCUGGAUCUCUCGGCAUCGGCGUGCCCGGAGCCUCCCGUUUCUGCUCUUCGCGGCGUCUUCGAGACUGACCCGCAGCUGCAGGUUGACUUUAUCCUGACGUAUGUUCUUUUAUCCCAAGCGUUGAAUUGGUGGCUGACCCUUUUAAAUGUACACAGACUGGAAGGUCCCUGCCGCGAACACACCGACUAUCUGUGCCGACGGUCUAUCACCGAAGCCGACGACGAAGACAUGCCGUUUUCAGGCCACGCCCUGAUGGCCACCUGCCCUCCACCGAGCUACAUUGCCAACACCACCGCGGAAACCCCGUACCCACACAAGACCUACGACCUCCCACUCGCAAAUCUCAGCACCCUUCUCAACCUCAGUCGCCAGCUCGUUACAGAUGGCCAGAUCACCCCGAUCAUGGCCCUGCAAUGCCUCAAGAACCACGAGCUGUACUCCACCCUGGGUCGCGAGGAUGUCAAGAUCAUCAUCGAGACCCUCAAUACCAAAGUCCGCUGCUACGGUUUCGGCGCUGUCGUCGAGGACUUCGAGCUCAUGGAUUGCCUGAGCAGUGUGUUAGGCACCAAGGUUGACGUGGGGAUGACGGGUGCUCACGACGACUCCAUGUAUGCCUGA
Penicillium lagena is the source of this 1350-nucleotide messenger RNA. It is a transcript of the gene flbB, whose product is annotated as protein flbB. The transcript is spliced from 3 exons. Lineage: Eukaryota; Fungi; Ascomycota; Eurotiomycetes; Eurotiales; Aspergillaceae. Gene Ontology annotation, cellular component: RNA polymerase II transcription regulator complex. Bases 1 to 1350 code for a protein of 449 amino acids. Gene Ontology annotation, molecular function: DNA-binding transcription activator activity, RNA polymerase II-specific; transcription cis-regulatory region binding. The record is from RefSeq and is a predicted model, not a curated record.